Taeniopygia guttata (zebra finch) is the source of this 2245-nucleotide messenger RNA. The record is from RefSeq and is a predicted model, not a curated record. Lineage: Eukaryota; Metazoa; Chordata; Aves; Passeriformes; Estrildidae.
GCCAGAAAGGACCACCGAGAGCCAGAGAGGAGUCCUGAGAGCCAGAAAGGACCACCGAGGAGCCAGAAAGGACCACCAAGGAGCCAGAAAGGACCACCGAGAGCCACCUCUGCUCCCGCCCUGCAUCCCGGCGGCUUCUCUGGGGUGAAGAUGAGUGCUGAAGAGAUUCUGGUGCGUGCAGUAGAACUUGGAAAAAAUUUCUGCCUCUAUUUUGACGACGACGAUGAGCUGGAGUGUGAUGCCCUCUGCAAGGAAAGGACUCUGCACCGGGUGCUGAGGAAUGUGAACAGCCAACUGCUCGUGGUGCGCCCCGACCUGAACGUGGCUGCCUUUGAGGAUGUGACAGACCAGGAGAUGCAAUCUGGCAAAGGGAUGCAUUUCAGCAUUCACUGCUACAAAACCACCACGCCCUUGGCAGGGCUGCCCGUGGCCUUCAGUGUCCAAGUGGAAGACAAAAGUUAUUACAUGUGUUGUGAGAGGGAACGUGGAGAAAUGAUCGUGAGGUUCAAGGAAGGAGAAGUUCCCAAAGAAAUUCCUGGUGAAAGCAACAUCAUCUUUUUCAAAAAGACAUUUACAUCUUGCUCCUCCAAAGCAUUUAAAUUUGAAUACUCAAUGGAAAAAGGAAUGUUCCUGGCCUUUGAGGAAGAAGGCUGCCUGAGAAAAUUAAUCCUAAAGAAACUGUCAAAAGAUGAAGUGGAUGAAACCAUGAAGAUGAGUUUAUGUUAAAUUCAGUCAGAAUGAAAAUCACAACCUAUGAUGGAACAAUUCAACAGUUUUAAAAUACAGCUUGUUUUUUUUUAUAGAAAAACCUUUAGUCUGUCUUUAUCCAAAACAAGUCAGUUUUAACUAUUGUCAGUACUUAUUAAAAAAAAUAAAUAAAUGCAAGUUCUUGGCAGAAGGCCAAGCAUGUUUUCCAGUCAGACAGAAGAAAUAAGAAUGUGCAUGUCAAUACAGUCCUGUAGAUUUUAAUCCCUAAAAUCUUUAAUGCCUGUUGACCCAAAAGCUUUUGAAUUAGGUUUGGACUUUUAGAUAAUGAGUUUCUCACCCAGGCAGCUUGAACAGCACAUCCAGCUGCAUCCUGUGUGAGGAAACCUCAGACACUUUCCACCAGAGACCCUCAGCUUGCCCAGAGGGACUUACCCAUGACUCACCAUCUGCACGCUCCUCCUCCUGGGACAAAAUAACACAGAACACAAAAAUGUUGGCAUUUAAACCAGACCACAGCUCCAUUCUGGCCACAACACCAACAAAAACUGGCCAGCUACUUGCUUUUGCUAAUAAUUAAAAUUUCCAAUCCAUGUUAAAAACAAAACAAAACAAAAAAUCAGGAAGUCUUGUAGAAGCCAAACAGUGACUCGGUCAUUCUGUUCAUUGCAGAAUCACUGAUGGUAACACGAAUUCUCUUCCUCAUAGUGCCACAGAAGUACCAUGAGCAUGUGGAAAGAGCUCUCCACUCCCUGGCAAUGUGAAAGUCAGACAGGAUGAAGCUGAAAGUUAAAAAACACAAUCUCAGUUCCCCCCUAAAAAAUCCCUAAUAUUCCCUCAGCCUCCUCUUCGCUGUCUUUGCAGUCACACAGGACAACACAGACCAGAGUUUUCAGAAAAUAAACCUCAAAAAAGUGUUGCAGAUGGACAUAAAACCCUUGAAAGUUGAAUGUUCCUAAAGUCAAUCUGCAAAAGUAUUUUAUUCUACGUCAAUCCUUGUUGUAUUUUCUAAGAGACAUUAAUUAUCCUUGUAUUAAGUCAAGUCUAAGUCACUGCUAAGUAUUAAUUCAUACAAAUAUUCUUUGUUUUAUGAAGUAAGGCAGAGCAGACCUAGCUACAGAGAAAGUGUAUUAGGCAACCAAAAGCAGUAAGAAUGGUUCAGAAGCAUACACAGAAUUUCUGGAAAUUCUUUAUUGCAUGGAUUAAGAAAAAAAGUAUUCCCUUUUCUACAUCAAUUCCCAGGGUCCAAAGAGUUACAGGGUCUGCCUUACACAUGAUGUCAGAAGAAGCAGUUCACUUUUCCACAAGCCAAGCUUGUUUUACAGAACAGGAAAUCAACCAACAGUUAGAAAAACACUCAUUAAAGCUGGUAUUACAAGGAGAGUUCCCUUUAGCUAUGCAAACCUGAUGUAAUUCAUUCACCCCAAUUUACAGUGCAGCUUGAAUCCACUCACUCCCACUGGACAUUUCCCAGUUAAAUCUGUAUUUAAACCUGGUUUUUAUUCUGUAUAUUCUAAACUAGCUCUGAGCCCCCUGCAGG